Messenger RNA from Cinclus cinclus, 6544 nucleotides. It is a transcript of the gene ECPAS, whose product is annotated as Ecm29 proteasome adaptor and scaffold. Gene Ontology annotation, cellular component: cytoplasm; nucleus. Gene Ontology annotation, molecular function: molecular adaptor activity. Gene Ontology annotation, biological process: proteasome assembly. Bases 23 to 5560 code for a protein of 1845 amino acids. Lineage: Eukaryota; Metazoa; Chordata; Aves; Passeriformes; Cinclidae. The record is from RefSeq and is a predicted model, not a curated record. The transcript is spliced from 49 exons.
GCGCGGAGCCGGCGCGGCCGCCAUGGAGGUCAGCGCGGACUCCGAUCAGCUGGAGCGCGUGUUCUUGCGCCUUGGCCAUGCAGAAACGGAUGAGCAGUUACAGAACAUUAUUUCAAAAUUCCUGCCCCCUGUUCUCCUCAAGCUGUCCAGCACACAGGAAGGAGUUCGCAAAAAGGUCAUGGAGCUGCUGGUUCAUCUGAAUAAGCGCAUCAAAAGCAGACCAAAAAUUCAGCUUCCAGUAGAGACAUUGCUAGUUCAAUAUCAAGAUCCUUCUGCAGUGUCAUUUGUCACUAAUUUUACCAUAAUUUAUGUUAAGAUGGGAUACCCCCGUCUGCCUGUGGAAAAACAGUGUGAAUUGGCUCCAACCCUUCUCACUGCAAUGGAAGGGAAACCUCAACCACAACAAGACAGCCUAAUGCAUCUUCUAAUACCAACCCUUUUUCACAUGAAAUACCCUGCUGAACCACUGAAAGCAGCAACUUCUCCGUUUAAUCUUGCUGAAAAACCAAAGACUGUACAGCUGCUUUUGGACUUUAUGUUGGAUGUUCUUCUCAUGCCUUAUGGGUUUGUAUUGAAUGAAUCUCAAAGUCGACAAAAUGUGCCCUCAGCCCAGGGGUCUUCAUCAAGUAGCGUUGGAGGUGCUGGAAUCCCUCAGCCACCUCCAGGGAUGAGCUUUUAUGCAGCCAAGAGGGUAAUUGGAGAUAGUCCAUGGACACCAGAGCUGCUGGAACAGUGUAAGCUGGGGAUAGUGAAGUUCAUUGAAGCUGAGCAAGUGCCCGAACUUGAAGCUGUCAUACACCUGGUUGUAGCCUCCAGUGAUACAAGACACAGUGUUGCCACUGCAGCAGACCUUGAACUAAAGAGCAAGCAAAGUUUAAUUGACUGGAACAAUCCUGCUAUCAUCAACAAAAUGUAUAAAGUGUAUCUUGGGGAUAUACCACUGAAAACCAAGGAGGGAUCUGUUCUGAAACCAGAAAUGAAACGAGAGUCAGUCAGCACCCGUGUUAAAUUAAAGAUAGUUCCUCAUCUUCUACGAUCCCGGCAAGCUGCAGAAAUGUUCCCAGCUAACAUUCAGGUUGUUUAUGAUGGACUCUUCGGUGCAAACACAAAUACAAAACUGAGAAGUCUGUCUUUGCAGUUUGUGCAUCAUAUUUGUAUCAUCUGUCCAGAGAGUAAAAUAAAGCCCUUAGGUCCAAUGCUUUUAAAUGGACUUACAAAGCUGAUCAAUGAAUACAAAGAGGAUUCAAAACUGCUCUCAAUGGCCUAUUCAGCAGUUGGCAAGCUCUCCAGCCGAAUGCCUCAGCUCUUUACCAAGGAUAUAGCACUGGUACAGCAGUUUUUUGAAGCCUUAUGCAAGGAAGAUGCUGAUACUAGGCUUGCCAUUCAAGAGGCGUUGUCUAUGAUGGUUGGAGCAUAUAGUAACUUGGAAGGAGCCCAGCGUACCCUGAUGGAAGCUCUUGUAGCAUCAUAUUUAAUAAAGCCUGAAGUUCAAGUCCGUCAAGUGGCUGUAAAAUUUGCUAGCACAGUGUUCCCUCCAGAUCAUAUCCCUUCCAGAUACUUACUCCUGUUAGCUGCGGGAGACCCGCGGGAGGAGGUACAUGGAGAAGCCCAGCGGGUAUUGAGAACAUUUUCUGGAAAAAAUGAAAAGGAGAGUUCUGGGAAGCAGAUGCCUUCCUUCCCUGAAAUGGUCCAUUACAUUCAAGACAAGGCUACUCACCGAAUGAAAACUCCAGCUAAGUAUAUGACUGGAACUGCAGCGUUGCCUUUUAAUCCUGCCACAUUUGGAGAGAUAAUUCUCUAUCUACGGAUGUGUCUUGCUCACAGUGCUGGUGUAAUGCCAACCUCACAGAGCUUGGCAGAUAUGCAAGAUCAUGCUCCAGCCAUUGGACGUUACAUAAGAAACCUCAUGUCUGGCAACCACAUAUCUUUCUCUUCUUCCUCCUCCUCUUCAAAAGGUGCAGAAACCAACCCUGUACAUAUAUAUAUUGGCCUUCUUCAGCAGCUCUUAGCUGGUGUUGGAGGUUUGCCGGUCAUGUAUUGUCUCCUGGAAGUUGUUUCAGUGUAUCCAGAAAAACUAGCCACCAGAUUUGUAGACAAGAUGGAUUGGAUUAAGAACCUGAUGAACACUAACAAAGAGGAAAUGCGUGAGCUUGCAGCCCUGUUUUAUUCUGUAGUGCUGUCUACCAUGUCUGGAGAUGAGCUUAGGGCGUCCUUGGAGCAGCUGAUCAAGAUGACAAAAGACAGCCAUAGCCCGGAGGUCCAACAUGGAUCCUUGCUGGCUUUGGGAUUUACAGUAGGAAGGUACUUGGCCAAAGGGAAAAUCAGAACAAUGGAGCUACAUGACACAGAACAACCAAACACUUCAGUCAUGCCAGAACAAGAACAACUUAUCAAGUUGACAACAGAGACAAUAGGUUCUUUUCUGGACAGUACCUCUCCCUUCCUUGUGGUGGGUGCUUGUAUGGCUCUUGGGGAGAUUGGCAGGAAUGGCCCCUUGCCAAUCCCCAACGAAGGAACAGGAUUUACAAAGCUGCAACUUGUUGAAAAUUUACUGGCCCGAAUCCCUUCCAGCAAGGAAACAAAUAAGAUGAAGGAACGAGCAAUACAGACAUUAGGUUACUUCCCAGUGGGAGAUGAAGAUUUUCCCCACCAGAAGCUACUGCUGCAGGGUUUAAUGGAUUCUGUGGAGGCCAAACAGAUAGAGCUGCAGUUCACUGUUGGUGAAGCUAUUACCAGUGCUGCUGUUGGAACCAGCUCAGUGGCUGCACGGGAUGCAUGGACGGUCACAGAGGAGGAAUAUAUCCCUCCUUCAGAUUUGAAAGUGAAUGAUGUGGUGCCCUGGGUCCUAGACCUUAUUUUGAACAAGCACAUCAUCAGUCCCAACCCACAUGUUAGGCAGGCAGCUUGCAUCUGGCUUCUGUCAUUGGUGAAGAAGCUGAGCACCCACAAAGCAAUUAAGUCUCAUCUCAAGGAUAUUCAAAGUGCAUUUGUUUCAAUUCUGUCAGAUAGUGAUGAGCUUAGUCAAGAUGUUGCUUCAAAAGGUCUUGGGCUGAUAUAUGAACUAGGAAGUGAAGAGGAUCAGCAAGAGCUAGUUACUACACUCGUUGAUACCCUUAUGACUGGGAAAAGAGCCAAACAUGAGAUGACUGGAGAAACUGUGGUAUUUCAAGGAGGUCUGAGUAAAACCCCAGAUGGUCAAGGUCUUUCUACCUACAAGGAGCUUUGUUCACUGGCUAGUGAUCUCAAUCAGCCUGACCUGGUGUACAAAUUCAUGAAUCUGGCCAACCAUCAUGCCAUGUGGAAUUCUCGGAAGGGAGCAGCUUUUGGUUUCAAUGUGAUAGCUGCCAAGGCUGGAGAGCAGCUGGCUCCAUUUUUGCCCCAGCUUCUUCCCCGGCUCUACCGUUACCAGUUUGACCCCAACCUGGGCAUUCGACAGGCAAUGACCAGCAUUUGGAAUGCAUUGGUCACUGACAAGUCAAUGGUUGAUAAGUACAUGAAGGAAAUUCUUGAAGAUUUGAUCAGUAACCUAACCAGCAGUCUUUGGAGGAUCAGAGAAUCCAGUUGUCUAGCACUAAAUGACUUGCUAAGAGGAAGACCUUUGGAUGACAUCAUAGACAAGCUUCCGGAGAUCUGGGAAGUCCUAUUCAGAGUGCAAGAUGACAUUAAGGAGACUGUACGAAAGGCAGCAGAGCUAGCCCUAAAAACUUUAAGCAAGGUCUGUGUGAAAAUGUGUGACCCCUCUAAAGGAGCAGCAGGUCAGAAGACGAUAGCUGUGUUGCUCCCUUGCCUCCUAGACAAAGGAAUAGUAAGCACAGUUGCUGAAGUCCGAUCUCUCAGCAUUAACACUCUUGUGAAGAUCAGUAAAAGUGCUGGGUCUAUGCUAAAACCUCAUGCGCCAAAACUUAUCCCAGCCCUGUUGGAAUCCUUGAGUGUGCUGGAGCCUCAAGUCCUCAAUUAUUUGAGUCUUUCUGCAACAGAUCAAGAGAAAACUGCAAUGGAUAGUGCCAGACUUAGUGCUGUCAAAUCAUCUCCCAUGAUGGAAACCAUUAACAUGAGCUUGCAGUAUUUGGAUGUGUCUGUCCUUGGAGAGUUGGUCCCUCGGCUGUGUGAACUGGUCAAAAGUGGAGUUGGCCUUGGCACAAAGGGGGGCUGUGCCAGUGUAAUUGUGUCAUUAACCACACAGUGCCCUCAAGACUUAACACCUUAUUCAGGCAAACUUAUGAGUGCUUUACUUAGUGGCCUGACUGAUCGCAACAGUGUGGUACAGAAGUCUUUUGCCUUUGCUAUGGGGCAUCUAGUCAGGACUUCCCGGGACAGUAGCACUGAGAAGCUGCUGCACAAACUCAGCAGCUGGUACAUGGAGAAGGAAGAGCCAGUUUACAGAGCAGGCUGUGCUUUAACUGUGCAUGCUAUGGGACGCUACAGCCCAGAUGUACUGAAAAACCAUGCCAAGCAGGUGCUGCCAUUGGCUUUUCUUGGAAUGCAUGAAAUUCCUGAAGAAGAGAAAGCAGAGAAAGAAAAUCCUACUCUGUGGACUGAAGUUUGGCAGGAAAAUGUACCUGGUACUCAGGGUGGGAUCAGACUGUAUAUGCAGGAAUUGAUAUCCAUCACCCAGAAGGCUCUGCAGUCCCAGUCCUGGAAGAUGAAAGCUCAGGGAGCAGCUGCCAUGGCAUCAAUUGCCAAACAGACAGGCUCCCUUGUGCCACCACAUCUGGGAAUGGUGCUAUCUGCACUGCUGCAAGGCCUGCCAGGGAGAACCUGGACUGGGAAGGAGGAGCUGUUAAAGGCCAUUGCCAGUGUCGUUUCUGCAUGCAGUGCAGACCUACAGAAGUCAGUGCCUGGUCAGCCCACCAUCACAGAUGUCGUCCAGGCUCUUCUGAAAGAAUGUCGUAAAGAAAAUUUGAAGUAUAAGAUGGUGGCACUGCGCUGUGCAGCUGAGGUGCUGCAGGUAACCAAGGAAGACCGGUUCCAGGAACUUGCUGGUAUCAUCUUUCCCAUGAUAAAGAAGAACUCUCUGGAAAGCAUGGGAGCGGCUUUUCCAAAGCGUGAUGAAGAGGAUGAGGACAUGAGGGAGAAAGAGGUUCAGAUGGAGUCCCUGAUCUGUGCCUUCGAGACCCUGGGUAAAGCCUGGCCGAGGAGUCCAGAGACACAGUGUUGCUAUCGACAAGAGUUCUGCAAGUUAAUGUGUGACCGUCUGAAACUGAGCACAUGGAGAGUGCAGCUUGGAGUGCUACAAGCCAUGAAUGCCUACUUUCAAGGGCUAAUGCUGUUUGAUGAAGAGCACUCUGACCCUGUGGCUUUGACAGAAAUACUGUUUGAAACCUGUUCCUCUAUCACCCAUUCUUUAGAAAACAAAAGCUACACAUCCAUAAGAACAGAAGCUUUGUCUGUGAUACAACUGCUGCUCACCAAACUACAAGAAACUCAAAAGUGGGAGAGCCUGACAAGAGAAAACAGAGAGCUCCUCAUUCGUUCGUUGUCUACGAUGGCAUCAGAUAGCAGACCUGAGCUACAAGAGAGGGCAUUGGUGUUGAAAAAAACACUUGAAAAUCUUGACUAAGUUGUAAAACAUAAAUUUCAAAGUGCCAUGUAAAACAAAAACAAAAAAGUGCAGUGGUCUGAAAACCAAGUGGGGAAAUGAAGAUUACUCUGUAAGGAUGCAUCAUUCCUGGCCAAAAUAAAAAAUGCCUUAAAUUCUUUUCCCCAUUAGUAUUAUUUUUACUUUUAAGAUGCUUGUUAGUUGUUUUAUCAGCAAAUACCUCUGUCUGCCCUAGAAUGUUUGUAAGUGUGCAACAUAAGAAAACGCAAGGGCAAGAUUACUUUUUUUUUUAAAUCGGCAGAAGAAUGUUGCUCAUACCCCCUUUGUCCUUCAAAGAAACUGUUCAAAAUCCACCAGCACAGAAAGUAAAAGCAUAUUUAUUUUUUUUUAAUUUUUUGUAUGUAGAAGUCUGUUAACUGGUGUCUACUCCAGUAGUGCUUGCUUGUCCCUUGCAGCCUGUUUUCUGUGCAUUAUGAAAGGCAGAGUACUGUUAACUUCACUGCUUCCUCCUUCUCUGACCUCAGCAUGGAUUGACCGAGACUAUGCCUUCCCCAGCUGGCAACCUCGGCCUCCCAAACUUUAAAUGAGAACCUUUUAUCCCAAAGGAUGCACAAGAGAGCACUUUACUGAGCUGUGUGGGACAAAGUUGAGCCUAGUUGGUACCCAGGUGGAACACUGCUCUUCUCAAAUUGUUUUGCAUGGACACUCCUUAGCUCCAGGAAAUUAAAAAAAAAAAAAUGGAAAACAAUCUUUUUUAGAUAUGUUUUUGAAGAGCGUUUGAAGUUUGAAAUGACACAUUUUUUUAAUAGUGGUAAUGUUUUAUUCCCUUCCUGUUCGUAAACCUGUUCUUGCUUUGGAAACCUGUAACAGUUUAGACUUGUCAAUAUUUGUAAGAAACUGAAUCAUCUGUCAUUUAUCAGAGCCCAAGUCAUACUGGUUUCUAGCAAUUAGCACUUAAGAAGAUUAUAUCUGCAUUAACAUGGGAGUAAAAUUGCUGUAUGGUGA